AUGCUUGACAAACUCAGCACACAAGAGGAUCUCGAUGAAGUGAAGGCGUUCCUUGCUGACAAACGGCUGGAGCACAACAAGGCGCGACUGAAUCAACUGUUCGAGCAGAUUGAGUUGAACAUCCAGUGGAGACGGUUAAAUGAGCAUCCAAUUCGAGAAUGGUUGGAGAAGUGGGAUGACGAACGGCGAGUAAUCCAACGUCGGCGAAGACACCACAAACGUCACAACCGUCGCCAUCAUUCUAGUCCCCAUGAUUGCAUUGAUUACGCAAUGAUUCAUACCGAUUUUUCUGUCUCUUACCUACCCUGUGUUGAUUGUUGA
Molecule: messenger RNA, 321 nt
Organism: Cooperia oncophora
Lineage: Eukaryota; Metazoa; Nematoda; Chromadorea; Rhabditida; Trichostrongylidae
Source: the annotation of a GenBank genome assembly